This is a messenger RNA of Columba livia (rock pigeon), 1895 nucleotides long. Its product is annotated as zinc finger and BTB domain-containing protein 8A. Gene Ontology annotation, biological process: regulation of transcription by RNA polymerase II. The transcript is spliced from 6 exons. The record is from RefSeq and is a predicted model, not a curated record. Lineage: Eukaryota; Metazoa; Chordata; Aves; Columbiformes; Columbidae. Gene Ontology annotation, molecular function: DNA-binding transcription factor activity, RNA polymerase II-specific; RNA polymerase II cis-regulatory region sequence-specific DNA binding; protein binding.
AUUAGAAGAAAAAAAACCACACACACAAGAUCACUUACAACAUAAUACUACAUACCAGAAGUAGCCAUGACCAAGACAAAAUUACUCCAGAAGCCAAGUCUGUGAUAACUUCAAUCAGAUGGAUUCCUAGAUAACAAAGAGACAUGCCUCUGAACAACUGUUUCAUCUCAUCUCUUCUGGAAUGGAGAUUUCUUCUCAUCAGUUUAAUCUCCUGGAGCAACUAAAUGAGCAGCGCAGGCAGGACUUGUUCUGCGACUGCAAUAUCCUGGUGGAGGGAAAGGUCUUCAAAGCGCAUCGCAAUGUGCUGUUUGCCAGCAGUGGCUAUUUCAAAAUGCUCCUUUCGCAGAACUCGAAGGAGACGAGUCAGCCGACGACGGCUUCUUUCCAGGCAUUUUCUCCGGACACGUUUACAGUUAUUCUAGAUUUCGUGUACUCAGGCAAACUGUCUUUCACUGGUCAGAACGUCAUCGAAGUCAUGUCAGCUGCCAGCUAUCUGCAGAUGACCGAUGUCAUCAGCGUGUGUAAAACGUUCAUUAAGUCAUCGCUGGACAUCAGCGAGAAGGAGAAGGAUCGCUACUUCAGCCUGUCGGACAAAGAUGUCAGUUCCAACGGCGUGGACCGGUCCUGCGUGUACAGCGCAGGCUGGAGGGCAGAGAGCAGCUCCUCGCCUUCGCACUUGAGUCCAGAUCAAGGGACAUGUAUGAUGGGUGGAAACGCAUGGAACAAUCUCAGCUACUAUCCGCCUUCUCAGAGAACCGCCCAGCAGCAGCUGUCCAAACACGAGCAACGGCAGGAUUCCGGCAAAAGAUCCAGGCACCUGGGACCGCAGCAACCUGCUGACAUUCCUCCCUAUAAAUCAAGCAAGCUGGAGGACAGGGCUGCCGAGCCCGCCGGCCACAGCGCUCAGCCUGAGGAGCAGGGUCAGAUCGAAGCAGAAGUUGAAUCUUCUCACGUGGGAUACCAGUAUGGCCAAGGGGCUGACGUGACACCCAGGAACCAGCAGGAGCGUGAAUCACCCCAUUCUUCUGGUAAAGCCAAGUCUUCCAAAGGAGAGGAGCCGUACAGGAGCAUGCCCUUCAUUAUGGGGGUCACGGGAAGCUGGGCCGAAGGUAAGACUCAGGCGAAGGAAGAUGACAGGGUGGAAGAGAAGUACAGAUGCGUGUAUCUCCACAACGAGCUGUCUCAUAUUAAGAGACUAAUAGGGGAUUUUGACCAGCAGCAAGCAGAGGGCACCCACAGCCAGUGUGGGGGUGCAGAGAAGCUUCGAGAAUGCCUACAGUCAGAUCUGAUCAGCCAGUAUAAAAACGGGAUUCUCGUCGAGACUCCGCCCAUUGUCGUGGGUCACGUGGGGAGCACGAGCAAGAUGCUGCUGCCGAGAGCCACCCCCAGGAUGGAGACUGCGCUUGCCUCGCCGCCACGGCGUCACCUUCGCUGUCACACAGGAGAGCGCCCUUACCCUUGUAAAGCGUGUGGGAAAAGGUUUAGCAGGCUAGAUCACCUGAGCAGCCACUUUUGAACAAUUCACCAGGCGUGCAAGCCUGUCUGCAGGAAGUGUAAGCGCCACGUGACCGAGCUAACGGGACAAGUGGUCCAAGAGGGGACAAGACGCUACAGGCUCUGUAAAUAGUGUUUGGCUGCAGCCGUCGUAAACCCUGUCCCCGCUGACUUAGUGGCUGAAGCUCUCCGGGAAUUUCCACCAGACGGAGAUCAGGAUUCCCAGUGGCACUAUGGAGAAGACGACAGAUCUGACAUGGAGAUUGUGGAGGAUGAUUCGGCCGACCGGGACAUUCAGCAAGUCAAUGACAGUGAGGGUGAAGCGGAAGAAAAGGAAGUCAGCCCAAAUAUUUGGUAGUCGCAAGACAAGAAUUAGGAAUCCUGUGAAGAGGAAGAAUGUA